UAUGUAGUUUAUCAGGAUUCAGGAAUGACGCUCUCUUCUUCCUUCAUGGCAUUGCAUAACUCCAUGAGCGUGCGCUUGGGAACGACUUUCGGCCUUCGGGUACAGGCUCUUAUAAGAUAAAUUGUACAAUAGACGAAGAAGAAUUGUGAGUGGGUACUGGGAAUGCAAUGCAGCAAUUGAGAAUUUAAUCAAAGGGCUGAAUUGUGAGUGGCACAGUCCUGGGACCCAGUGACCAAACCAACGGCACGAAUUAUUUGUACAGGAUAGGAGGAUAACAACCUCCAUCUCCGUGCAUUAAACAUAACGGAUUCGGUAUUGAAUCCGUUCACAAAUUAUCAGAUAUGAAAUUGGUUGAUUGAUUACUCAAGUGAAGUGCUGCAGCCAGUCGAAAUGGCAUCCUUGUGCAAUUUAGCUACUACCACUUGCAGUUGCAGAAUAUCUUCGUCUUCCUCCGUCUUCCCCUCCAGAGCCUCUUAUCCUUUACUCCUUAGAAUGACAUCUCCAUUUCCUUCACGCCCCAAUGCUUCCAUUCGAAGUUCCAUCAAGUUCGAUAUUUCUUCUGGGUCGAUCACUGGCGAUUUCUCAUGGGACGAUGUCUUUUCUAUACCUCAAUCAGAUGCUGUCACGGAAAAAACCUCUUCUUAUCUACAAGGCUACUUCGAGAAAGUCCAAUUAUGCAACCGUGGUUCCGAAAGGCAACAUGAGUUCCUUCCAUUUGUCAUUGAGGACCAAAUUGUUGGAUUCAUUCACAAUGGAUUUGCUGAUCAAUUGAGGAUCUUCAGGGAUGUGUUCAUUUUACCUAAAGAUAAAUUAUACGGUUACCCCUUUGAUGAGUAUGUUUCAUUAGAUCCAACACUGAAGACGCCUGAGCAGAGGACCAGUGCGGUUGGGAAUGUAAUUAAAUGUUUGGGAGAAGAAUGGAUUCCAGGCAUAAGGAAUGAGCUAUAUCCUGUAAGAUCAUCAUUUGGUGCAUCCACUUUCUUGUUGUUAGAACGUGCCGCAGCUCCAUAUUUUGGAACAAAGGUAUAUGGAGUCCAAAUGAAUGGCUAUGUUGAGCAGAAUGGACAGAAACAUCUGUGGGUAGGCAAGAGAAGUCGGGUGAAAACCACUUAUCCUGGAAUGCUAGAUGAGCUUGCUGCUGGAGGACUGCCUCAUGGGAUUGAUUGUCGGGAGAAUCUUGUUAAAGAAUGUGAAGAGGAAGCAGGAAUACCCAGAUCCAUCUCCACUGCAGCCACAUCAGUUGGAGCUGUUUCCUAUAUGGACAUAGAUGGAUACAGAUACAAGAGAGAUGUUCUGUUUUGUUACGAUUUGAAUCUUCCUGCAAGUUUUGAACCAAAAAAUAAAGAUGGAGAAGUGGACAGCUUCAAGCUGAUUCCUGUCAAGCAAGCUGCAGAAGUUAUACGUCAGACACAGUUCUUCAAGCCAAAUUGUGCUCUUGUAAUCAUUGACUUCUUGUUUCGACAUGGGUACAUCAGCCCCGAAUCUCAUGGAUAUCUCAAUCUCCUACGAAGCUUAAGAGUUGGAGAUUGUUCAUGACAAUGCAGCCAGAUUACAAGAUCAGCCGUCCUAGUACCACCUGUAACUAGCAUUUUUACGUGCAGUCUCAGGUUUUAUUAAUAAUAAUUAAUCCGCUUAGAGUCACUGCGGUUAAACUUUAAGAUUGUACUGGUCAAUAAUGUCUUUUAAAACGUCAGCUUUAUAUCAUUUAAAACCUUCCAUAUUACAAUCAUUUGCCAGAGCUGCACAUGUAGGAUGACACCAUAUUCUGCCUAUUUGCUGACGUAUGUAAAAUCCGAUGUUUGUUGAAUAUAACGGAAGAGUGAGGCUUCCUCCUAAAUUAUUACACUUAA
Messenger RNA from Prosopis cineraria, 1850 nucleotides. RefSeq names its product nudix hydrolase 20, chloroplastic-like. The record is from RefSeq and is a predicted model, not a curated record. NCBI's taxonomy places the organism in Eukaryota, Viridiplantae, Streptophyta, Magnoliopsida, Fabales, Fabaceae. The transcript is spliced from 9 exons. Gene Ontology annotation, molecular function: 8-oxo-dGDP phosphatase activity. Bases 391 to 1536 code for a protein of 381 amino acids.